AUGGUAUUUAGGUCAUCUGAUAUGACUAGAAAAGUAUGUUUGAAUAUAAAAGUGAGGUUUGAAAAUCAUUCAACCACUCUUGAUUUGAUCCGGAUUCCUAUGAAGGGUUUGAAGGUGAUUAUCAAUAUGGAUUGGUUAAUGGAAAAUAAUGCCACUUUGGAAUGUGCUAGGAAGACAAUUUUAUUACCGAUACAUACUACAUUGACUAACAUUCCUAAUGACUCUAAGUUCUUAUCAGUGGUACAAGCAGAGAAAUUGAUGCAACAAGGGUGUAUGGCUUAUAUGAUUUUCUUCUCAGUGCAUGGGGUCUACGAUGAAAGUAUUGAUAAGAUUAGGGUAGUGAAUGAAUUUCCUGAGGUAUUUAUGGAUGAUAUAUCUGAUUUGCCUCCAGAAAGGGAAGUGGAAUUCACCAUAGACUUAGUGCCAGGAACUAAACCAAUCUCAAAGGCACCAUACUAA
Messenger RNA from Prosopis cineraria, 459 nucleotides. RefSeq lists its product as uncharacterized. The transcript has a single exon. Bases 1 to 459 code for a protein of 152 amino acids. The record is from RefSeq and is a predicted model, not a curated record. NCBI's taxonomy places the organism in Eukaryota, Viridiplantae, Streptophyta, Magnoliopsida, Fabales, Fabaceae.